Knipowitschia caucasica is the source of this 849-nucleotide messenger RNA. NCBI's taxonomy places the organism in Eukaryota, Metazoa, Chordata, Actinopteri, Gobiiformes, Gobiidae. The record is from the annotation of a GenBank genome assembly.
AUGGGUGGGUGUAGGAAAGGUUUGUGGGUGUGGGGGGGGGGGGUGUGUUGUGGUUGGGUGAUGGGUUUGGGUUGGUAUGGGUGGUGUGGUAGGGGUUUGUGUGUUUGGGGGGGGGGUUGGGGGGGGGUUGGGGGGGUAGUGGGGGUUGGGGUGGGGGGGGGGGGGUUGGGGGGAUGGUUGGUGUUUGGGGUGGGUGUGGUGGGUAGUGUGGGGGUUUGUGAGAGUGUGGGGUUGGGAUGGGGUUGGGGUGGUUUGUUUGUUUUGUUGUGGUUUGUGUUGUGGGGGUGUGUUUGGUGGGGGGGGGGUGGGGUUAAGAUUGGUUGGGGGUUGGUUAGUGUGGGGGUGUGGUGGUGUAUGAGGGGUUGGGGGUGGGUGGGGGGUAGGGGUAUGGUUUUGUGUGGGAUGAGGGGUGUGUGGUUUGGGUGUGGGGGGGUGAGAUUUUUGUUUGGUGUUUUUUGUUUGUGUUGUUUGGGUGGGGGGGGUUUUAUGGUAGGGUGUUGUUUGUUGGGGGGGGGUGGGGUAUGGGUUGUUGGUGGUGGUGGUGUGUGGGUGAAGAGGGGAUUGUGUAAGUUGUGUUUGGGGUGUGGGAUGAUGGGAUGGGUUGGGGGGGUUGGAUGGGUUGGGUUGGUGGGAGUUGGGGGUGUGAGGAGGGAUGUGAGGAGGGUGGUGGGUGGUGUGGUGGGGGGGUGGGGAUUGGUUGGUGGGGGUUGGGGGGGGGGGGGUGGUGGGGGAGGGUGUAGGGUGGGUGGGUGGUUUUUUUGGUGGGUGAGGGUGGGGUAUAGGGGGUGGUUGGGGGUGUGGGGGUGGGGGUGGGUUUUGGUGAUGGGUGGGGGGGUUGUUGGGGGUUAG